Messenger RNA from Magnolia sinica, 1244 nucleotides. Its product is annotated as class V chitinase-like. The record is from RefSeq and is a predicted model, not a curated record. Gene Ontology annotation, biological process: chitin catabolic process; carbohydrate metabolic process. Gene Ontology annotation, cellular component: extracellular region. Bases 30 to 1160 code for a protein of 376 amino acids. Gene Ontology annotation, molecular function: chitinase activity; chitin binding. The transcript has 2 exons. Lineage: Eukaryota; Viridiplantae; Streptophyta; Magnoliopsida; Magnoliales; Magnoliaceae.
UGCUACAAUCCUACAAUCCUCUCUCUCUAAUGGCGUUUCAAAACCUUCUCUUCUUCUUCUUCUUCUUCUUCUCUAUAUUCCUCCUUCAACUACAACCGUCCAUCGGCAAACCAACCGUCAAAGCCGCCUACUGGUUUCCAGCCAGCGAAUUGCCAAUAUCCGACAUAAACUCCACUCUAUUCACGCACCUCUUCUGCGCAUUCGCCGCUCUCGAUUCUCAUUCCAAACAAGUCACGAUCCCACCCUCCGAUCAGCCUGCAUUCGCCGCCUUCACCACAACCGUCCAAAAAAAGAAUCCGUUUAUCCAGACCCUCCUAUCGAUCGGAGGAGGAAACUCUAACUCGUCUAUUUUUAUUGCCAUGGUGAGCCAGCCAAAAACACGGAAGAACUUCAUCGACUCAUCUAUCAGGCAUGCUCGAGCCAAUGGCUUCUUUGGCCUCGACCUGGACUGGGAUUGGGAGUACCCGAAAACUACCCAAGAGAUGGCGAAUUUGGGCAUUUUCUUCAACGAGUGGCGAGCCGCGGUGGUGUCUGAGUCUCGGUCAUCAGGUCGACCGCAGCUGCUUCUGACAGCUGCCGUCUAUUUCUCUGCGACUCGUGACUCACUGAGUUACCCAAUCCAGUCGAUUCGGAGGAACUUGGACUGGGUUAAUGUCAUGGCAUAUGACUUCCUUGCACCCAACUGGUCGCGUGACUCGACGGGUGCACCAGCUGCACUCUACAAUCCGUCGAGCCAUAUCAGUGUCAGUGAUGGGAUUAAUGUCUGGAUCGGGGCUGGACUUUCUGCUAGGAAGAUUGUGGUAGGUUUGCCAUUUUAUGGAUAUGCAUGGAAGCUGGUUGACCCAAACCAACAUGGUGUGGGUGCACCUGCGAGCGGGCAGUCUACCGAACAAGGCGUUGCGAGUGGUGGAUCGAUAAGUUAUAGGCAAAUCAAGGAGUUCAUUGGAAAGACUGGUGCUGCUUGGGAGUAUGAUCCGACGUUCGUAACGGAGUAUUGUUAUUCUGGGUCUACUUGGAUGGGGUUUGAUGGUGCAAGGACGGUUGCAGCUAAGGUUUCCUUUGCUAAGGAUAAAGGGCUCUUGGGGUAUUUUGGGUGGUCUGUGAGUGCGGACAAUGACUGGGAGCUUUCACAAACAGCUUCACAGACAUGGAAUUCAUAAGAUAUCAUCAAUCAACGGUAGGAAAUGUUUGACAGAAUAAAGGAAGGGCCUGAUGAAGGCUUCAGUGAAGAGGACAAAAAAGAA